Molecule: messenger RNA, 1237 nt
Organism: Patiria miniata (bat star)
Lineage: Eukaryota; Metazoa; Echinodermata; Asteroidea; Valvatida; Asterinidae
Product: arrestin domain-containing protein 3-like
Exons: 7
Coding region: 38-1237 (399 amino acids)
Biological process (GO): protein transport
Cellular component (GO): cytoplasm
Source: RefSeq, a predicted model, not a curated record
AUAACCGUUACGCAGGUUGGAAAAGUUGUUCCAAAACAUGGGAAUCUUGAGACAAAUACAUAUCGUUUUUGAGGAUGAUGUUGCUGAAUUUUCUCACGGUGGCGUCAUCAAGGGGGCGGUUGUUCUGGAUGUGGACGGGGACAGAGACUUGGGCUUGCAGAGAGUUAAAGGAGUGUGGAUCCAGUUUAAGGGCGUGGCUAAAAUCGAAUGGACGAAUACGAGCUACAACCGCACUUCUGGCACGACAGAAUCCGACUUUCACACACAGCGAGAGGACUAUCUCAAAAAGACUAUUGUGUUAUUUGGAACAGGGCGGUUCGACCGCGACAUCGACAACCUAAGCAUUCCUCCGGGUCGGACCAGCCACCCCUUCGCCUUGCCCGUCCCAAGCGAGCCCCUGUUACCACAAUCUUUCCAGGGCAUCUAUGGGUACAUACGGUACACCGCUACGGCUACAGUGUCGGUCAAGAGGAUGCGCGUAAACACGGAGACAAAAACGACCAGGCCGUUCAUCAUGACGGGGCCCAAAGUGGAUCUUAACAUCAUUCCCAGCAUAGAGACACCAGUAAAGACCAGAAUCUCUCAGAGCGACUGCUGCGGCUGCGGAACCAUGGUAGAGAGAGUCAUCACCAUCGGCCUGCCCAAGCGUGGUUACGUCACCAAUGACGUCAUAUACGUCGUCGGGAAGAUCGACAACCGGGACGGCGAAGAAGAAAUAUUUUUCGAUGCAACUCUAGUCCAGAGAAUCAUUUUCACGUGCGGAAAGCACACGCGCACCAAGGAAUACUCCCUUUGCAGGGCCAGUAAAUCAGUCACAUGUCUCAGGGGCUGGGUGACAGAUUUCAAGGUGGGCCCCUUGCAUCUGGCCACAUCGGGCCCGCCCUCCGGUGUGCCUGGGUGUGAUCUGAUCGAUGUCGAGUACUAUGUUAAGUGCAGUGGCUGUAAAUUCACGAAGACGUUUCCGGUGAUUGUUGGCACCGUACCUAUCCGAGGUGCUACCCCGGCACGUCCCACGGCCGAUUCCUUUGUACCUGUACCUGCUGACACUGUGGCACUGCACGGUACUAGAGCGGUCCAUGCACCGAUCACCACAGACGGUUCGUCCAAGGAGUCCUCGGACGAAUCGGAACCAGACGAAACGAAAAGGCUUUUCAGAGCUUCACCUCCAGACUAUGACUUUGACAGCUUAUCUCCACCGAACUACCAUCAAGUCAUGAAAACCUUUCAGAGUCACUGA